CAGAGCCCUUAAAUUUACAAAAUAGUAUUCAAGUUGUAAUCGCAAAAAGAGAAGAAGCAAUAAUGCAAAGAUUAAUUAGAGAAAAAAACAUACGAGAAGAGCUUAUUUCAAUUUUAAAAAAGUUAAAAGGCAAAAAAGA
Messenger RNA from Scutellospora calospora, 139 nucleotides. NCBI's taxonomy places the organism in Eukaryota, Fungi, Glomeromycota, Glomeromycetes, Diversisporales, Gigasporaceae. The record is from the annotation of a GenBank genome assembly.